UUCUCCUCACUUGAAAAAACAAAAAAACACAAUGAGAUCUCUUCUAUUUUGUUUGAUAGAAAUUCUAAAAGAAGCAUUCAAACUAUUCUUCAAAAAUGGAAGAACAAUGGCUUUUAUUGCCCUAUUCAUCAUCCUCACCAAAUCUAUUCUAUUUUUCUCAAAUAUUUUCUCCAUCAAACCCUUAAUCGUCCACUUACUCAUAGAAAAAAACCUCCUUCAAUUUGCCACUCCAAAUACCCCAGAAUUCACCACAAUUUUCACCCAAAUUAAAAAAGAUAUCGAAAUCUUUUUCGGUUUGGGAUUCAUUUUCUUAACUUUUACUUUAAUCUCUUCCUUACUUUCGGCGACAACAACAAUCCUCGCCGCCGCAGUUACCUAUGCCGGAAAGCAAGAAUUAACCUUAAAAAACUUGCUUUCAAGGAUUAGAAGAAUAUGGAAAAGACCAACUAUUACUUUUUUAUACACUUCCCUUCUUAGUCUGAUCUAUCUCUUCAUUUACGUCGCGAUUCUCAUCGGAAUUAUGCAAAUUACCAAAAUGCAAUUUACAAAAAACCCAGAUAAAUCACUAGUUGCUAUCUUAAUCCUUACCAUUUUGGUUCUUUUCAUUUCGGUUUCUGGUUUGGUUUACUUUCUUAACUUAUUAGUAAGUUGGAACUUAGCCAUUGUUAUUUCUGUUGUGGAAGACAUUAAAGGAAUUGAGGCAGUAGAAAAGGCUAAACAAAUUUCUAAGGGAAUGAAGCUACAAGGAGCGUUAUUGAUUGUUUUGAUCAGCAUAUUAAAUUUAGGGUUUGCCCUAGGGAUGAACAUGAUUCCUAGGGUUUCAGUUCCAGUUCAGAUACUUAUAGGCUUAGUCGAAGCAAAUUUUGGUGGUCUGGUAAGCAUGUAUUUGUAUGCAGUUUUUACCGUAUUUUACUUCAGAUGCAAGAAAUCUUUUGGAGAAAAAGUUGAAAUAUUUGAAAAAAGAUUUGAUGGAUAUAGUAUGGUACCCACCACCAUUACUGCUCCAAUUGUGGAUGAUAAUAUUCCAUGAUUAUACACUAGUAUUUGUUUUUUGGUAGAGAACAACCAAAAGCUCAUUUAAUAAAAAUUAAAUAAGAUACAAUAUGUUUUUAUAUUUUUGUCUAUUAAUUGGGUGUAUUUUUUUAGUGAAUGUGAGAUAAGAAUUCAUGUUAAUAGUAUUGUUCUUUAAUAAUUUUUUGGCAA
Mercurialis annua (annual mercury) is the source of this 1203-nucleotide messenger RNA. RefSeq lists its product as uncharacterized. The transcript has a single exon. Lineage: Eukaryota; Viridiplantae; Streptophyta; Magnoliopsida; Malpighiales; Euphorbiaceae. Bases 32 to 1030 code for a protein of 332 amino acids. The record is from RefSeq and is a predicted model, not a curated record.